This is a messenger RNA of Acomys russatus (golden spiny mouse), 860 nucleotides long. RefSeq names its product out at first homolog (gene Oaf). The transcript is spliced from 4 exons. Bases 1 to 855 code for a protein of 284 amino acids. The record is from RefSeq and is a predicted model, not a curated record. Lineage: Eukaryota; Metazoa; Chordata; Mammalia; Rodentia; Muridae.
AUGCGGCCCCCCGGCCGCCGCGACGUCCCCUCGGCGCGCCCCGCGCUGCCGCUGCUGCAGCAGCUGCUGCUGCUGUCGCCGCUGCUGCUUGGGGCGCUGCACGGCGUGGGCGCGGGGAGCGGUGCGCCCGCCGAGCUGCGGGUCCGUGUGAAGCUGCCCGACGGCCAGGUGACCGAGGAGAGUCUGCAGGCGGACAGCGACGCCGACAGCAUCAGCCUAGAGCUGCGCAAACCCGACGGCACUCUCAUCUCCUUCACCGCGGAUUUCAAGAAGGACGUGAAGAUCUUCCGAGCCCUGAUCCUGGGGGAGCUGGAGAAGGGGCAGAGUCAGUUCCAGGCUCUCUGCUUUGUCACCCGGCUGCACCACAAUGAGAUCAUCCCCAGUGAGGCUAUGGCCAAGCUCAGGCAGAAAAACCCCCGAGCUGUGCGGCAGGCUGAAGAGGUGCGAGGUCCGGAGCAGCUCCGCAUGGACAUCACCGUGAACUUCAGCCAGGGCGGCCUGCUGAGUCCCCAUCUACGCAACGUGUGCGCCGAGGCCGCAGAGGCCAUUUACACCCGCCAGGAGGAUGUCCAGUUCUGGACGGAGCGAGGUGUGGACAGCUCUGUGUUCGAGGCUCUGCCCAAGGCCUUAGAACAAAUGGAAUUACCUCGCUGUGGGCAAGUUGGGGACCGAGGAAAGCCCUGCGCCUGCCGCUACAGUCUGAGCCUGGCCUGGUACCCUUGCAUGCUCAAGUACUGCCACAGCCGUGACCGGCCAGCGCCCUACAAGUGCGGCAUCCGAAGCUGCAGGAAAAACUACAGCUUUGACUUCUAUGUACCUCAGAGGCAGCUGUGCCUUUGGGAUGAGGACCCCUAAGUGCA